CCUCCUUUCGACUUGUAUUUUUUCUGCGAAUCCCUACGACAAAUCGACUUGCUAAAACAACCUCUCAAAUCGCUCCGAGCAACAACGCAAGGAGGACUAAAACUACCUACGUGAAGAUCCUAUCUUUCACUCAAUUGCUUCGAACACAAAAAUGACGAUCGCCAAGAGCUGCAUGCCGAACGCUCCCGCCGCACCUGCUGAUGCGACUUCUUUACCGUUUUCGCAGGACGAGACGCCGGACUUGGCCGCGUCGACGUGUGGCCAAGACCGUGGUCCACCCACUGCAAAGAAGGACGGACCGAAGACGAGCGAUAAAUCCGUGCCCACGGGUCCCGAGGUGCACAACUACAUGAAGCGCGCCGGCAAGCGCAAGCAGGUGGUAAUGCACCGCUACAAGAAGCUGGAGCUCCGCUACACCUGUCAGCUGAGACACGACAAGAAGACCAAGCUGGGGGCCGCCGCAGCGGCCGUUGGGGCGCAGACGGUCGGCUUUGUGUCGGUCAUGGUUGAUGGCGUGCAGGGCGUGCGGACCCAGAACUUGCUGAAGCAGAAGGCGGCGCGCCUGCCGGAAAAGGGCGAGCAAAUCGGUGAUGGAGCAGGUGUCGCUGGUGUUGAGUUGUCCUCGGCCGCCUCGUCCGCCGAUGUGCAAGCGUCGUCUGGCGGGGGACAUGCGGAGCAAGACUUUGCUGUGACCAUUGCGGGCGACCAACGUUCUGACGUUGCGGGCGUGGCUCUGGGUGAAGGUGGUCAGCCCGAGAAGACGAAAAAAACGGCGUUUCUGGCGAAGACGGGCACGGGCGUCGUGCGGCAGAAGAAAAAGUUGCUGGCCGGCGGCGCCCAGGGUACUUGCUUUUCUUUGGCAACUUUCCUUACAACAAAGAUGAAAUUCGUCAUUUAGCAGCCAGGCUCCCUUGAUGUUCUGUUGAAUGAUGGUCGUUUGAGUUAGUAUGACCAGCUCUUACUAGAGAGAGGGGAUAAUGCUCGUCUUUCGAAAGCAGCUGCUGAGAACGAGAAGUAGAAGCUGGUACAAGCGGAAACGUGAUCUAGGAAAUAUAGAGCAUUUUAUCUAUGUCGCAUUGAUGUUUUACAGGCUGCGCGUGGUUUGCUGAUCCUGUGGAGCGUCUCGACUGGACACAUUUUCGGACAAACGCCUGUGAGCUCGUUGCGAAUAUCGUAGCGGAUUCCGGUAGUGGAGACGCGGCGACCGCACCCGCAGACGCAAUAAAGCCGAAGGCGCAGGCCAUCAAGACCAAGGCCAGAACGAUGCUGGGAGAAGUUUGGAGAGACACUGGAACUUGGCAAUCUUUGCAGCACCAGGGCUGCUUCGGCACAUCGCUCGGGCAAAAACUCAUUCGACUGUCCACACUGUCCGAGUCCUUCUACAACAACUCGUCUUGGCGAGCAGGGUUGUGGCACGUGCGAGACGUUGACUUCGCCGCGGCUUCCUUGGCGUGUCAAAUUGUCAAUAGCGAAGAUGAGAAGCGGGGCUGUGGCGGUGUUGAUCAAACUGGUCCUGAAGGUGACAAGGUGCUCUUUGGUGGGGGCUCAUCUGAUGAUACUUCUCACGAAAAUAGAAUGCAAGCAGCCAAAGAAGUCUGCAAAUCCCACAAGAAUUUUGGUCUACAGUCACACGCCAGGUCAAUCUGGCGCCGGUUAUUUAAGUACUUAGUACCCAACUGAAACUGGUCAGGGACAAAACCAGUACCCUAGUCAACCCUCUGGAGAAGAUGACGAAUAAGGAAGGGAAGUGACUGCCCGGUAAAAAUACAAGAUGCCAUGCGAUAGGAAAAUAUGAUUCUUUUACCGUUUGUUUUGACUUACGCCUAUAUCGAAGCAGCUGAUAGAUAUUAUAGCUGUUGCUAGUUGCCGUGGUUGCCAUGAAAAUGAAUGACACUGCUCCUCCACAAUUUGCGCCUCAGGCGCAGCUCCGUUUCGUUUUCGGUCACAAAUAAACCAGGAGCACGACGAAGCUAGGCCGGUAGCAUCGUGGAAGAUGGCGAAUUAAGUAAUGAAAAUGAAUACCAAUACUCAGCUUUCUUUUGUGAUUUUAAUAAAGUUUUAGCUUAUCUUAUGAUUCAGCACCUUCAAAUGCAAUUGCAUUUCUAACUCACUGCUCAAAAACAAAUUUGAACAAUCUGUUUUGUACGAAGUAGAAGUCGGUCUACAGUUCCUCUUGUCUCUAGUCUCCACAGCAGUUUUUUCACCAGCACCAACGAACAGUUACUUUAUUUUGUGGACGCCAUCUCGGCCACGUCCACGUCCAGACGCGGACUGACAUUUUGCGCCACAGCAACGGAUUUGACAGUUUGAUUUGAUGAUACAAGACAUACGGAUACGGAAGCACACGGACACCAGAGGGAGCAGCUAAGCGCAAGCGCUCUAUCUGAGGUGCCGCGUUACUUUCCUUUCUGUAGGUUUUAUCCGAAGAUGAACACGGAUGAAAAUUUCUUGGCUUCGCAGCAGAAGAGCAAUGAAUGGUACAACAACUCACUUAGUUGCGAUAUUCAGGAGUCGAAAAUAGGAAGUUGCAAGUGGUGGCUUUUCAUCAUCUUUGAUUUUCUGUUCAUCCUCCUGCUGCCAAUCAGAAAUACUCACUUUGUCCGCCCACCUGUACAUUUAUUUUAUUCAGUCACUUUGCACGCAUACAUUGUUUCAUCAUGCUGGGGAUCCGCAUCUGCCCAUUCAUUUCUAUCCAUCCGAGUAGAAAAGGGAUUCAAUUCAUCCAGCGAACAAGAUUUGAAUUUAGCUCGGGCUCGCGCGUGCGAGUUACGCCAUGGCAGCGGUUUUAUUUUUGAGAAGCCCUUGCACAGUGGUGUCAACACAAACGCGCAUGUCCAAAGUAGUCCAACGUGUCCACGUUCAAGAUGUGAGUCCAGCCUCCUUUCUUGGAGUUAGUGGUCGCUAAAUGCUACUUCGAAAAACCCACAGCGCGGGCCGCGCACGCGGCCCGGGACCCUAGUGACCCCGCUAAAAGCAGUUAUCGAGAACUCGUUCUCGUAUUGCUCAAAACCUUUCCUCACACCCGUGCAUAGCACGCACGGCGGCUGUGUGGGGUGGUGUGUGUUUUUCGGGUCAGAGACCUCAGGACUUCUCGAAAGUUUAUUACCGUAGCUCGUGCUACUUCCUGCUAGUUCAGAUUUCUCUGGUUAGCAGGUAGCGGCUAGUCCGCCUCACGAAUUUGCAGUAGUUGUUUCAUCGGCAUGUUUGUCACCGGCCCUGCGAAUUCCCGCUGCCAGUUUAUUAGCGGCGGCUUAUCCAUGGUCGGUUGCCACAUGUCGAUGGCCUGCUGCAGCUUGUCGUACCUUGAAAAGGGGUCCGCGCAGUUCAGCUCGCUCUUCACGUACUCGCACCACGAGCGGCAGCUGUAUUCGUGGCACCACAUCGCUGCCCGCGUACAUAUGUUCGUUGUCAGCAGCGAGUUGGCCGAGCAUUUCACCGCGGCGCACAGCUCGCCGGUGUUGUCCACUCGGGUGAACGUUACCGAGUGGCUGAGCUCGUGUCGCCACGUCAGCUGCGCCACCCGGAUCAUCAUCGCCUCGUAGUGUUCGAUUGUGAGCGGGUGUUUGUAGUGCUCGCUCACGUCCGGGAAGUCGUACGUGAUUGCCCGGAUCUGGCCUGUUCCGGUUAUUAGCAGCGCCCCGCCGCAUGGUCCGCCCGCCUUGGAGCCGUUGCUGCUGGCGUCCAGGUGCAGCCAGUUUGUUUUCCCGUCGUGCACCUGUGGUUUUAGCACCAGGGGCUUCUGGUUUUUCAGCACUACCUGCACGCCGCGCAGGAGCACGGCCAGCUUGCGGCGCCGCGCUUUGUCCAGCACCCAGGCGUCGAGCCGCUCGUCCGAUCCCGUCCAGUCAUAUAUUCCGCGGAGUAUUUCAUUGCCUGCGUGGUAGGCGGAGUUGCAGACGAUGAAGUUGGCUAUGCCCAGCACGCGCUGCAGGUCCUUCAUUGUCAGGCCUUGGCCCGCUUCGCACUUCUCGACGCAAUGUUUCGUUUGUGUUAACGCCCUGUUCAUGGAGUCCGCCGUCGGUUCAACUGUGAUUUUGUUCAGCUCUCUUCUCCAGAAGUAGUUGAUGCCCAGCGCUUUGAUGGGGUUGUGCUCACAGCUGUUUUGCGACGCUCCGGGCUUGUCGCUUAUCACCAGCCCCAGCGUGCGCGCCAUCUGGCGGUAGAGUUCUCGGCUAAGCAUCAGCCCUUCUCGGUCCAGGGCCAUGUAGUAGCCGUCGUCGAUGUAUAUCACCGCUACCGCGUAGAAGUGGAUCAAAAUCGACAUGCACAGCUCCGCGACCCUGCACCACGAUGGAACGCUGUGCAGGUUGCCCAUGUUCAGCACCAGCGCCAAGAAGUACUGGUAGGACAUGGUGUGGUUUGACCACGCUGCUACCGGGUUGUGCUCCGGUAUCUCACACCCGACCUGGUGGUAGGCGCCUUUGUAGUCCUCGCUGCCCAGUUCCACCAGCGGUUGUUUCGCGGUGUUGUGCGGUGUCUUUUUUAUCGAGUUGCGCGCGUAGCGCGCUUCCUUUUUCACCCUGCUCAUGUAGUCGCGUCCCGUCUUUUCGCCAAAGAAGGAGUCGCUGUGCGUCUGCUUUCUGUUGCGGAAUUGUUCCAGGUGCUGCUGCAUUUGCUCAUAGACCUCCUUUUUCGAGGUGGUUGCGGGCAUUCUGCAGCAGGCUUUUUCCUGUCCGACCGGUGCCGUCAUGGCCUGCGUCAGUUCCUGUAUGACGCGGGUUCCGUAGAGCUGCAGUUUCUCCAGCAGCACCGAGCGCAUGUUCUUCCUGCGCUCGUCCACGAUUGGUCGUAUUUUCCGAAUUUCCUCUUUCGGAAAUAUAUACGCGGGCACGCAGUGGAGCUGGUGCUCACUGAUUUCCAUGUUAUGCCCGCGUUUGACCAUCUGCAUUUGUUCUUCUAGCACCGCGUCCAGUAGCUUGUCUGAGAACCCCUUAGGCUUCAGUUUGCGCAGCGUCACUCCGGCCUCGAAGAGCGCGUCGAUCUGUUCUUGUUCCAGCGGUUGCUUGGUUUCGUCGAGGCCCCACACGUUGGACUCGGUCUGGUUCCCGAUGGUGGGGAAGCCCUUCAAGAUCUGCUCUGGCAGCUUCUUGUCCGGGUGCCCGAUCAUCGCAGUCAAACGCCGCAUCGCCGGUACGUUCCGCACCUGCCCGUUCUCGCUGACCAGCACGCGUUGCAGGUGCUUGGGCGCGUGUUCGCGUACCAGCUGGAGUGCCUCGUUCUUGGUCUCCAGCUCGAUCUCCUUCAGUAUUUCGAUUCCUCUUCGCAGGUGGGCUUUCCACCUGCCGGGGUGCUGUUUACAGAGCUUUGCGUUUCUGUAAAGCUCCUCCCUGAUGGUCUUGACCGCUCGGUCCUCUGCGAUGCAGGCCUGUACGUAGCAGAUGGCUUCGUGCGCCUGCACCUUGAGCUCCUCUGCCUCCGUCCAGUUCGCCGACGCGUACUGCAUCUGUGCGGCCACCGGCGCUUCCGGUGGCGGUAGCUGCAGCUCUGCCGAGCUGUAGCCGAACCCACCAUGCUUAGCGCGCUUAGCACGCGGCAUCUGGGUGGCAGUUGGGGUGGUGGUGGGACAAACUUCACGAUGUUGCCGCGCCGCAACGUUCGCGAGGUUCCCCGAGCGGAAACACCAACUAACCAACAGCAGUGCGUUCAUGUGGACAUACGCGUUUGCGUUCGUUGUGCGUGCAAAUAUCGAUCGAUCGAAUCUCACUGAUUGCUAUAAACCCGAUUGCUACUGGGAUGGAAUGCACUUAUUCGAAUUGCAUUACAGACUAUACCUGGCGGACAUUGGCUCGUG
Molecule: messenger RNA, 5791 nt
Organism: Amoebophrya sp. A120
Lineage: Eukaryota; Dinophyceae; Syndiniales; Amoebophryaceae
Source: the annotation of a GenBank genome assembly